AUGGAAAACUGCAAUGACACUAAAAAUCUAGAGUCCGAAUAUAUGAGCUCAGAGCAGUUCUUUAAGAUAACUGUUGGCUUCUCUGUCGUCACUUAUCUCUUCAGCAUCCUGCUUAGCACACCACUACUCUUCCUCAUUCUGAAGACGCCAUCCCUGAGACGCAAGUUCCGCUACAUUCUGCUGGUCAAUCUUCUUGUUUGCGAUAACCUGCAGCUGUUGCUCUUCACGGUUCAUUUUUCUAUUUCCGCCUUCCAGGUUGGCUCUUCCAUAAUCCAGUGUUUCAUCUCCACAACCUUCUCAUUUGGUUUCUGUUUGGUGGACAUCUUUUUUAUUACGGCUCUAGGGAUCGAUCGCUGUAUCGCUAUCAAGUGGCCAUUGCACUAUGAGGCUAUCCUCAGUUCUGGAAGGAAAGCAACUCUAGUUUUCAUGAUCUGGGGACUGUCCAUGGCAUUAACAAUAGUGGCUCUGUUUCUGUCAGUCAGCUCCAUCACUUGUACCUUUACAGUAAAACGAUGUCUGCCCAUUCUGUUCAGCAGAUGUUUCCUGGAAUCUGACGCUUAUUUUGGUUUUAAGAAAAUUUUGACAGCAAUGUUGUUUCUUGGCAGCUAUACCUGUAUUUUCUUGUGCUUUGUGAUCUUAUGUUGGGACAUCAGAAUUUUCCUAAAAACACAACGGGUGUGGGUGACCAUAACCUUGCAAGGACUGCAGCUUAUUUUUUAUUCAGUGCCAGUUUUAAUGAGAUAUUUUCUUACCCAGUACAUCGAGAACAAGGACGGGGCUGAGCUUGCUAUUGAGGCUCUGUUUGAUCUGGGAUUGUCCCUUAUCCCUUUGGUGUAUGGCUGUCGCUCGGCAGAACUGCACAUCCUUAUGAGUCAGCUAUGCUACUUGCUUCCUCUGUCAAAGAAUCAAAUUCAGCCACAUGUGUAG
Molecule: messenger RNA, 927 nt
Organism: Erpetoichthys calabaricus (reedfish)
Lineage: Eukaryota; Metazoa; Chordata; Cladistia; Polypteriformes; Polypteridae
Product: mas-related G-protein coupled receptor member X1-like
Exons: 1
Coding region: 1-927 (308 amino acids)
Biological process (GO): G protein-coupled receptor signaling pathway
Cellular component (GO): membrane
Molecular function (GO): G protein-coupled receptor activity
Source: RefSeq, a predicted model, not a curated record